UCACUCAGCUUUCAUAAAAAACAAUUCUUCCAUAUUUUCUCAUCACAGAUCUCUCUCUCUCCUCUCUCUGAAUUUGAUUUCCAGGAUUACAGACGCGCGAUCAAGAGGUCACUAAGAACAAGUGAAAGAUGGUGAAGAUUUGCUGCAUUGGAGCAGGGUAUGUGGGAGGCCCAACCAUGGCAGUGAUAGCACUCAAGUGCCCCUCGAUCGAAGUGGCAGUUGUUGACAUUUCCGUCCCUCGUAUCAGUGCAUGGAACAGCGACCAGCUCCCUAUCUACGAGCCAGGUCUCGACGAGGUAGUGAAGCAGUGCAGAGGCAAGAACCUCUUUUUCAGCACAGAUGUGGAGAAACACGUCUUCGAAGCUGACAUAGUCUUCGUCUCGGUCAACACCCCCACCAAGACUCGUGGACUCGGAGCUGGCAAAGCUGCGGAUCUGACCUACUGGGAGAGCGCCGCCCGCAUGAUUGCUGACGUGUCAAAAUCCGACAAGAUCGUCGUCGAGAAGUCAACCGUUCCGGUGAAAACAGCUGAAGCCAUCGAAAAGAUUCUGACCCACAACAGCAAAGGAAUCAACUACCAGAUUCUUUCCAACCCGGAGUUUCUCGCUGAGGGUACUGCAAUUCAAGAUCUUUUUCAUCCCGACAGAGUCCUAAUCGGAGGAAGGGAAACCCCAGAAGGGAAUAAGGCGGUUCAAACACUGAAGGCAGUUUACGCCCAUUGGGUUUCCGACGAUCGAAUCUUGACCACCAAUCUAUGGUCCGCUGAGCUGUCGAAGCUCGCUGCUAACGCGUUCUUGGCCCAACGAAUCUCGUCCGUCAACGCCAUGUCGGCACUCUGCGAGGCAACCGGUGCUGAUGUCACUGAAGUUGCUUACGCUGUCGGUAAGGACACAAGAAUCGGUCCUAAGUUCCUGAACGCGAGUGUCGGUUUCGGUGGUUCCUGUUUCCAGAAAGACAUUCUUAACUUGGUCUACAUCUGCGAGUGCAACGGUCUACCUGAAGUUGCAGAGUACUGGAAGCAAGUCAUUAAGAUCAACGAUUAUCAGAAAAGCCGAUUCGUGAACCGAUUGGUUGCUUCCAUGUUCAACACAGUCGCGAACAAGAAAAUCGCGAUACUAGGUUUCGCAUUCAAGAAAGACACGGGUGACACUAGAGAAACUCCAGCUAUUGAUGUCUGCCAAGGGCUGUUGGGUGACAAGGCGCAAUUGAGCAUAUACGACCCACAGGUAACAGAGGAUCAAAUCCAGAGGGAUCUCUCGAUGAACAAGUUCGACUGGGACCACCCGCUCCACCUCCAGCCGACGAGCCCCACCACUGUGAAGAAAGUUCAGGCGGUUUGGGAUGCUUACACGGCGGCUAAGGACGCGCAUGCUGUCUGUAUUCUUACAGAGUGGGACGAGUUCAAGACUCUUGAUUACAAGAAGAUUUACGACAGCAUGCAGAAACCCGCGUUUCUUUUCGAUGGGAGGAAUGUUGUUGAUGCGAAUAAGAUGAGGGAGAUCGGGUUCAUUGUUUACUCGAUCGGGAAGCCGCUCGAUGCUUGGCUCAAGGACAUGCCAGCUAUUGCAUAAAAUCGAGGUUUUUAUUUAACGAGAUUUGGCUUGUGUUUUUUUCGAACCAAGUGACAACAGCGUAUUUUUUGUCUUUUCUUUUUUGUCAUUUAAAUAUUGGGAUUUUUUUCCAAUUUGCUCUCGUGUAUGGGGGCAAAAGUCGGAAGCUUUAUGUUACUUUAUUACAUUUGUAUUGAAGACAUUGCUUUUUUUGUCUAUUUACCUAUAUCUUCAUUUCUUGUUGUAAGGUGAUAAAUUUAGAAACUAUUUUUAC
Erythranthe guttata (spotted monkey flower) is the source of this 1824-nucleotide messenger RNA. Its product is annotated as UDP-glucose 6-dehydrogenase 1. The record is from RefSeq and is a predicted model, not a curated record. Lineage: Eukaryota; Viridiplantae; Streptophyta; Magnoliopsida; Lamiales; Phrymaceae. Gene Ontology annotation, molecular function: NAD binding; UDP-glucose 6-dehydrogenase activity. Gene Ontology annotation, cellular component: nucleus. Gene Ontology annotation, biological process: glycosaminoglycan biosynthetic process.